AUAUAAUCAACAAUUUGAAGUUUUGAAAUAUUUUUAUUAAAUUAUUCAUAACAAAAUUUCCAGUGCUUAUAUCUUCGCAUUUUUUUUAAAUUUUAAUACUGUUUUCGAGUGGUAAGUAUUACCAUUAAUUAUAAAUAGUAAUCAACAAUGGCAGAUUUCAAAAUGUCAUCAAGUAUAUUGACAAAAGAGUGUUUAAGAACACAAAUUUGUGGUGAAGGCGAGUGGCCAAAAAACACAGUAUUAUACCAGCCUUAUGAAACAGAACAAAUCCUAUUACCUGACAACUCAAAAUGUUUAUCGGUUAAAACAUUUUUAAAAAUGGCUGGAUUGGAAUUCAUUGUCGAAGCAAGAGAAAAUGCCGAAUAUAUGUCACCACAUCGAGGUAAAGUGCCUUUUAUUAAAGCAGGCCAGUUUUUAGUUGCUGACUUUGAACCAAUCGUCAAUUUUGCACAAUCUAAAGGCUAUUCUCUAUCUACACAUUUAGAUGAAGCUCAAAAGUGGGACCUUAGAGUAUACAUGGCACUAGUAAAUAAUGUUCUUUUAAAUGCUGAGAUUUAUGUAGCAUGGAAUCAUGAACUUACUUAUAAAGAACUCACUAAGCCAAGGUAUAGCUCAGUUUAUCCUUUUCCAUUGAACCACUGGGCUACAUAUUAUAAGCGCCGUGAAAUUUUAUCACAUUUAGAUGUAUUAGGUUGGAAAAAAAAAUCUUUGGAUGAAGUAUUUAAAGAAGUCGAAAGAAUCUGUGAAUCAUUGUCAAAGUUUUUGGCUGACAAGAAAUAUUUUUUUGGUGAAAAGCCAACUGAUUUAGAUGCUUUAGUAUUUGGUCAUUUAUUUUCUAUCAUAACAACACCAUUAUUAAACAAUCGUUUUGCUGCAACUGUCAGAGCUUAUGAUAAUUUAGUUCAAUUAUGUGUACGAAUCGAAACAGAAUUUUAUCAGUCUAGAAUUUUAUGAUAUAAAUAAUUAUUUUAUUUGAUUGAAUAUUAGUUAGUAUUAAAUACUAAUAAUGUUUUAA
This is a messenger RNA of Melanaphis sacchari, 1015 nucleotides long. Its product is annotated as metaxin-2. Gene Ontology annotation, cellular component: SAM complex. NCBI's taxonomy places the organism in Eukaryota, Metazoa, Arthropoda, Insecta, Hemiptera, Aphididae. The record is from RefSeq and is a predicted model, not a curated record. Gene Ontology annotation, biological process: mitochondrion organization. Bases 148 to 954 code for a protein of 268 amino acids. The transcript has 6 exons.